Molecule: messenger RNA, 1808 nt
Organism: Mobula hypostoma (lesser devil ray)
Lineage: Eukaryota; Metazoa; Chordata; Chondrichthyes; Myliobatiformes; Myliobatidae
Gene: lipca
Product: lipase, hepatic a
Exons: 9
Coding region: 171-1652 (493 amino acids)
Biological process (GO): triglyceride catabolic process; fatty acid biosynthetic process
Molecular function (GO): apolipoprotein binding; lipoprotein lipase activity
Source: RefSeq, a predicted model, not a curated record
UAUCACUGGCAUCUUUUAAGCCCAGGGACACAGACAGUGCAAAACAUUAGUCCAAAGUUUUAACAUAAAAGCCCCUUUGACGUAGUGGUCUUUGGUGAUUAAAAAGUAAAUGAAAGGCGUUGAGUCUGUGACUAUUUUUCUUUGCAGUCAGUGAAAGAUUAGGGCUGAAAAUGAACAACUUGGCGAAAGUAUUGCUCCUCCUCUUGAUAUAUGCCACCAUAAAUGUCCAGGAGGCCAGGAUCCAGGGAAAAGAAGAUGCCUCUGUUCGUAGAAGACCAAGUACAGCCAUCACCAAAUUUUGCCUUUUCAAGGGGCAGUUAUCGAACACAGAGACCUGCUGCAUCACACCUAACCGGCCAGAGAGCCUGGACACCUGCGGCUUCAACACUUCACAUCCUUUGGUGAUGAUCAUCCAUGGGUGGACGGUUGAUGGAGCCUUUGAAAGCUGGAUCUGGAAGUUGUCAGCGGCACUCAAAAUAAGACUGAAGGACGUUAAUGUGAUUGUAGUUGAUUGGCUGACUCUGGCACAUCGACAUUAUCCAGUCGCAGUGAAGAAUACACGAAUAGUUGGCCAGGAGAUUGCAGAUUUAUUGGACUGGCUGGAGGAAUACUUUAGGAUUUCAAAAGCAAAGGUUCAUCUGAUUGGAUACAGUCUUGGGGCUCAUGUUUCAGGAUUUGCUGGAAGUUAUAUCACUGGACCAACCAAACUUGGGAGAAUUACAGGUCUUGAUCCUGCUGGACCCUUGUUUGAAGGCAUGUCAUCAACGGAACGUUUAUCUCCUGAUGAUGCAAGCUUUGUAGAUGCACUUCACACCUUCACGCAAGAGCACAUGGGCCUGAGUGUUGGAAUCAAUCAACCCGUGGCCCACUACGAUUUCUAUCCAAAUGGUGGCACUUUCCAACCUGGCUGUCAUAUCCAACACGUCUACAAUCACAUCGCACAGUAUGGAAUUCUAGGUAUUACAGAAACUGUGAAGUGUGCACAUGAGAGAUCAGUACACUUGUUCAUUGAUUCUUUGCUAAAUGAAGACAAGCAAAGUGUUGCAUAUUGGUGCAAUGACCUGAGCACAUUUAACAAAGGAGUCUGUCUGAGCUGCAGGAAGAAUCGAUGCAAUACACUGGGCUACAAUAUUAAAAAGGUCCGGACACAAAGGAGCAAAAAAAUGUUUCUGAAAACCCGUGCUAACAUGCCAUAUAAAGUCUAUCAUUACCAAUUCAAGAUUCGCUUCAUCAACCAGACAGAGCACUAUAAGCUGGAACCAUCGCUGAAGGUGUCCUUAUUUGGAACAGAGGGUGAUGCUGAAAAUCUACCAAUACAGUUAGUGGAGAGCAUCACUACCAACAAAACCUACUCUUUUCUGAUUCAUACUGACGUUAACAUUGGCGAUUUAAUGAUGCUGAAGUUCAAAUGGGAAAACUCUGUUGCCUGGACAAACCUCUGGAGGGCUGUUCAAACAUAUUUUCCAUGGAGACAGAACAACUUUAACCCAGAGCUUACUGUCAGAAAAAUCAGAGUUAAAGCUGGAGAAACACAACAUAAAGUAAUCUUCUGUUCACUUAACACCAUCAACAUGCAUCUUCAACCAGCCCAAGAUAAAACGUUUGUUAGAUGUGGAGGUAAUGCAAGACGGCGCCAUAGAAGACCGAAGUAAAUACAGACCAAAUCAAGGGAAACGAAUCCAAGAUUGACAGUGCACAGAAUUCAUUCAAAACUCAGAAGCAUGUUCUGGCUAACAACAAUACACUUUCAUCACCAAAAGGAAGUGCAAAUAUAUUAACGACAACUACAAUAAAGGAAUUUAACCAAA